This is a messenger RNA of Olea europaea var. sylvestris, 1155 nucleotides long. RefSeq names its product heat stress transcription factor A-8-like. The annotation marks the transcript as partial. Lineage: Eukaryota; Viridiplantae; Streptophyta; Magnoliopsida; Lamiales; Oleaceae. Gene Ontology annotation, cellular component: nucleus. Gene Ontology annotation, molecular function: DNA-binding transcription factor activity; RNA polymerase II cis-regulatory region sequence-specific DNA binding. The transcript has a single exon. The record is from RefSeq and is a predicted model, not a curated record. Gene Ontology annotation, biological process: regulation of transcription by RNA polymerase II.
AUCUUGUUUCUUGGAUUGAUCCAGGGUUUCAGGAAAACAGAUACAGAUCGCUGGGAAUUUGCAAAUGAGGCCUUCAUCAAAGGCCAGAAGCAUUUACUGAAAAACAUCACUCGAAGAAAGCAGCCUAAUGGUGUAGUGCAAAGAAAAUCUUCUCAAAAAACUUCUCAACUGAAAGAGACAGAUAAUUCUCUUGCACCUGAAGAAGACAAGAGAGUUGCACUGUGGAAGGAAGUCGAAAAUCUAAAGACCGAUAAGAAUGCUCUCAUGCAGGAGCUGAAAAAACUAAGGCAACAGCAGCAGACCUCACAGAGUAAGUUAUUACUCUUGAGAGAACAACUUAAAGGUAUGGAGAAGAACCAACAGCAGAUGCUUUCUUUCAUAGUGAUGGUUAUGCAAAAUCCUGGAUUUCUGGUCCAGUUAUUACAGCCAAAAGAAAAUACCUGGCGAAUGCCUGAAUCUGGAAAAAAUGUACUGAGUGAAGAUAUGGAUGAUUGUAAACCGGCUCCUUCUGAUGGAAUGAUAGUUAGGUAUCAGCCACCAACAAAUGGAGACUUGGUGCCUGCAUCUACCAUGCCAUUGUUAAAUUUUGAAGACAUAAUGGAAUUUGAUCUUUCUUCCGAGGAAAUGAGAGAUCUUCUUGGAGAUGUCGAUCUUUUGUCGGGAUCAUUGGAUGAAAAACACCACCCUUAUGAAAAUUAUGGCCAGCUUAUUCUUCCAGAUAUAUCUGGUGAUGAUAUGCUCGAGCAACUUCUUUUAUCCAGUCCAUCGAUAGAAAAUGAACAAGCUGCCAAGCUUGAUGAGGACAACAAUGAAUGUCAAAAUAAGAACGUGGAUUCUUCAGGGUUUCAAAACCUACUUGAUAACUCUGAGAGCAUGGAAGUUUUAACUAAACAAAUGGGAUUUCUAAAUUCAGAGAGCAGCCAACGAUUUUGAUGUUUACUUUAAGCCACAAGCCAUUGCCAAGGAAUGUCAUUUUUGGAAGAUUUGCAAUACAUUUUGGUGUCUUUUGAAAGGCUGGACAACAGGCAUUUUGGCGUUAAUGAAUCCAAUUAUGCUUGGUUAUUUGUCCAUGUGAGUAUUAAGUUUCUAUUCUGACUAAUUUUCGUCAUAUAGAAUGCAUGAAAAAAACCAACACAACUAAUGGAGAUUGAGUAG